AUGGCCCUACCGGAACUGGGAGCUGAACUUCAACUUCCGGAACCAGGACUACGACGCCGAAAAAUACGUCCAGUACGCCUCUCCCGAGUACUUGUCGUCCACCGAUUCGGUUGUGGUGGCAAUGCGCGGCUCUUCGUGGAACACGCCCGCGACGUCCAGCGCCGCCGGGAGCGGGAAGAGGAGCUUCCGGAAGCACUGGAGGAAACGGAGGCCGAAAGGAUGGUGCGGGAGGUCGACGCCCAGGUCGCAGAGGCGUCGAAGGCCUUCGACGCAGACCGCCUGGAAGAGGAACUGCUGCGCCGGGCCUGA
Messenger RNA from Geodia barretti, 309 nucleotides. Lineage: Eukaryota; Metazoa; Porifera; Demospongiae; Tetractinellida; Geodiidae. The record is from the annotation of a GenBank genome assembly.